Molecule: messenger RNA, 888 nt
Organism: Archocentrus centrarchus (flier cichlid)
Lineage: Eukaryota; Metazoa; Chordata; Actinopteri; Cichliformes; Cichlidae
Product: trypsin
Exons: 5
Coding region: 1-888 (295 amino acids)
Biological process (GO): proteolysis
Molecular function (GO): serine-type endopeptidase activity
Source: RefSeq, a predicted model, not a curated record
AUGGCCAGGCUGCAUACAGGAGCAGAGGACACUGCAGUGGUUCAGCAGCUGGUAUGGUGUAGGAGCUCUAAAACCUCUUCUGCUAUGAUGAAGCUGCUUAUGUGUUUAUAUUGUGUACUGUUGGAGCUUAUGGCAGUCCACAGCCAUGUGCUCAUGCAAGGCCGUAUAGUGGGUGGUCACGCCGCUGCACCAAAUUCCAUCAAAUACCUCGUGUCACUGCAGAGCACCAGCGGCCAACACUUCUGUGGUGGAUCACUAGUUCACAGGUACUGGGUGCUGACUGCAGCGCACUGUAAUAUCGGGACAGAGCAAAUGAUGAUAGUGGCAGGCGACUACAAGGUAAACAUCUUUGAGGGUACUGAGCAGUACGCUAAACCCCACAGCUUGGUCACCCAUCCACUGUACAACAGGAGCACCAACAACGCAGACAUCAUGCUCAUUAAGUUGCGGGCUCCCAUGGUUCUGAACAAAUACGUGUCACUGGCGCCUCUUCCCAGGCAGGGCACAGGUGUAGCUGAAGGCCACGUGUGUCGGGUGUCAGGGUGGGGCUACAAUAGUCUGGACAGAGGCCAGGCGCCUGUCACGCUCAGGACAGUCACAGUGCCCAUUGUCUCAACUGCAAGGUGUAACAGCAGCGACUCCUUCAAUGGAAACAUCACAGCAAACAUGAUCUGCGCUGGCUACAGUACUGGAGGCAAAGAUGCAUGCAAGGGAGACUCUGGUGGGCCGCUGGUGUGUGACAGACGGGUCUUUGGUGUGGUAUCCUGGGGCAAUGGUUGUGGUGACGCUAAGUUUCCUGGAGUCUACACGGCCGUGUCCAGAUUCCGCCGGUGGAUAGAUCAAACCAUCUACGGGUCAUACCUGCGUUGCUUCAAACCUUGGCGAUAA